This is a messenger RNA of Osmia lignaria (orchard mason bee), 838 nucleotides long. It is a transcript of the gene Ggamma1, whose product is annotated as guanine nucleotide-binding protein subunit gamma-1. Gene Ontology annotation, molecular function: G-protein beta-subunit binding. Lineage: Eukaryota; Metazoa; Arthropoda; Insecta; Hymenoptera; Megachilidae. The record is from RefSeq and is a predicted model, not a curated record. Gene Ontology annotation, biological process: G protein-coupled receptor signaling pathway. Gene Ontology annotation, cellular component: heterotrimeric G-protein complex.
GAAAAAUCAGCCUUAAGGGAUAGUCCCAAUGUAAAAUUAAAUGUUAUACAUACAUACAUUUAGAAGCUGGUAGAAGUCAUUAAGAAAGGCUUAGAAAAUCAUUAUUAAUUGGUGAAGCAACAAACAUUGUAAUAUAUAAACGAAAGUUAUUGUUAACAAUUGGAAAUCCUAUAUUCCAUUGUUAUGGAUAUGGUGAUCACAAAUUUACAACAACAGCGUCAAAUUACGGAGCAGCUACGUCGUGAAGCUGCUUUGAAACGAAUCACAGUUAGUAAAGCUGUAGAGGAUAUCAUGAAGUACAUUACAGAACAUGAACAAGAAGAUUGUCUGCUAGUUGGUUUUUCAUCACAAAAAUCUAAUCCCUUUCGUGAAAAAAGUUCCUGUACCGUUUUUUAAAUUAGCAUGCCUAAAAUAAAAGUAAAAACAAGUUAGUUUCUUCAUUAAAUUUUUAAAAUUUUUAAUAUAAUUGUUUAACAUUGGUAUUAUAAAAGCAGGAAAUUGUCAGUUACGUAUGUAUGUAUAUAAUUAAUGUUCUUUUUCUAAAGACGUAAUCAAAUUUUAAUCUAACUUUGUAAAACUAUAAUCACCUAAUUGUUCUUAUUAAAUAGGCAAACAGUUAAACGAAGAUUAAUUGUAUAUUUAAAGAAUUUCAUACAAAUAUUUCACUAUUUUGUUAUUGUGAUUUUAUUGGCCUAUAAAAUUUGUAUAUUAAUAAACAAAUGUUAAAUAUUUCAAGUGCCUUUACGAACAAAUAAAUGUAUGUUAGGUGAUAUAUGAGUAAGAGUAUAAUUAUAAAAUUUAUUAUUGUAAUAAAAUAAAAUGAUUUUGCAAAUAUAAA